Molecule: messenger RNA, 2979 nt
Organism: Aricia agestis (brown argus)
Lineage: Eukaryota; Metazoa; Arthropoda; Insecta; Lepidoptera; Lycaenidae
Gene: spas
Product: spastin
Exons: 11
Coding region: 125-2128 (667 amino acids)
Cellular component (GO): microtubule cytoskeleton
Molecular function (GO): microtubule severing ATPase activity; ATP binding; ATP hydrolysis activity
Source: RefSeq, a predicted model, not a curated record
AAUCGCAGGGCUGGAUCGUUGCUGCAAAAUUUUAGUAAAUUUUAAGGAAUAAACAAACGCGUGUGUCUUUAUCAAAGUGUAUGGCUUUUUAGUGUUUAAAUCUAUUAAAACUAAAGUGUUCUUGAUGGUUUCGGGUGAUGAUUUCAAUGGUGGCCGAAUACCGCGUAAAACUGCUAGGUCUCCGAACCGAAAAUCUAAGAAGACAGAUGCAGACCUAACGAAGGGUUCCGUGUUGCGAAAUGAUUCGCAACCUUCAGUCCAUAAAAGGAACCUAUACGUCGUUUCAUUCCCUAUCAUAAUUCUAUUUAAUUUAUUAAGAUCCAUUUUAUACCAGUUGUUUAUAGUUUUUAAAUAUUUAUAUUCGGCUUCCCAUCGAUUUAUACAUAGGCCCCGUAAGAACGGGGAAUGUAACUUGGAAGUAGUCGUAAAAGACGGUGUUGUGUCCACGGAAAUCGCGCACAGUGAAGAGAUGUCGUAUUCCAACCACGUCGGACCCGGCGACCCCUUGCUGGCCAAACAGAAGCAUCACCAUCGUAAAGCGUUCGAAUACAUUUCAAAGGCGUUGAAAAUAGACGAAGAAAAUGAAGGCCAGAAGGAAUUAGCGAUAGACCUGUACAAGAAGGGAAUAUUUGAGCUGGAGCGAGGAAUAGCCGUAGACUGCUGGGGUGGCCGUGGCGAUGCUUGGCAAAGAGCUCAGAGGCUACACGAUAAAAUGAAAACAAAUCUGGGCAUGGCAAAAGACCGUUUACAUUUUCUUGCCAACCUUGUCGCCCUGAGUAAGUUGGGGGUAGAAAAUGAGCCCGAAAGGAGUGACAAAAAGCCCUCGGAGUCGCCACUUAAGGCGAGACGGCCAUUAGAGAAGUCCAAGACCACGCUUCUAGCACAUACAGAAAGUAAUAGUGGUCAAACGAAGUCAUCAAAUGAAGUGGCGGGUCGCAAGCUGACUGCGGGGCGGCGGGUGGCGGGCGGCGCGGGGGGUCCGCUGAUGAAGUCGCAGACGUUGCCGCGGUCCAUGGGCCGGUCGGCGUCGCAGCCGAACAGCUCCAGUAGCUACAGCCGAUAUCCCGUCAAGCCCGCCUCCACCCCGCCCGCUGUCAAGAGACAGCUGUCGAACGCGUAUCAGGUACCGGUGAACGGUUCGCCGGUGCGGCGCGCGGUGGGCGGGGGCUCGCAGCGCGGCACGCCCACCCGCAGCAGGACCCCGCAGCCUACGCUCUCGGUACGCGGCGUCGACCCCAAGCUGGUCCAGCUUAUAUUGGACGAGAUCGUCGAGGGCGGGCCCAAGGUGCACUGGGACGAUAUUGCGGGACAGGAGUCAGCAAAACAAGCGUUACAGGAGAUGGUGGUGCUUCCCUCUCUAAGGCCAGAACUGUUCACCGGCCUGAGGUCACCAGCUCGGGGUCUCCUACUGUUUGGACCACCAGGAAAUGGCAAGACGCUGCUGGCGCGGUGCGCGGCGGCGGAGUGUUCGGCGACGUUCUUCUCGAUAUCGGCGGCGACGCUCACCAGCAAGUACGUCGGCGACGGGGAGAAGAUGGUGCGAGCGCUGUUUCAAGUCGCUAGAGAAUUACAGCCGUCGAUAAUAUUCGUGGACGAGGUGGACUCGCUGCUGUGUGAGCGGUCGAGCAGCGAGCACGAGGCGUCGCGGCGGCUGAAGACGGAGUUCCUUGUGGAGUUCGACGGGCUGCCCGCCGCCGGUGCCGACCGCCUGCUCGUCAUGGCCGCCACCAACCGCCCGCACGAGCUCGACGAAGCCGCGCUCAGGCGGUUCCCGAAGCGCGUGUACGUGGCGCUACCGGACGAGCGUACGCGGGCGGCGCUGCUGCGGCGCGUGCUGGCGCGCGGGGCGGCAGCGUGCGCGCUCGCCGACGAUGAGCUGGCCCGCCUCGCCGCACUCACCGACGGCUACUCCGGCAGCGACCUCACCGCGCUGUGUCGAGACGCCGCGCUAGGACCGAUACGGGAACUAGAUCCGGAGGAGGUGAAAUGUUUGGACUUAUCGUUGGUGCGGAGUAUCACGUUCCAAGAUUUCAUAGAGGCGUUGAAACGGAUCCGACCGUCCGUGUCGCCGCACAGUCUCGUCGCGUACGAGAAGUGGUCGGUGCAGUACGGCGAACUAGGAGUUUGAGUAUUAAGUAUACAGGUGUUGGUUUUGGUAAAAUAUUACAAUACGGACGGUGAGUCAUAAUGGUUAAGAAAUUUGGGAUGGAGCGAGGCGGACGUGACUUUUUGAACUCAUAUAUUGUUGUAACGCUCAAAUCUAAACCUAUCUUAAAUGUACUAUUUCUUGACAUGUUUUCGACGAGCUCUCGUUCUCACUCUUAUGAUAUCUUAUGAGGAGCGAGUGAACCAACUGAAGUAAUCUAUUGGGACUUAAAAUCUUAACUUCAUAAAUUUUAAAGUAUUUUCCUAUGUAAUAUAAGAUUUCGAUGUAUAAGCGAAUUAUAACCGUUCUAGUCAAAGUAAUCAGGUUAACUUUAGCCGAGUAUUCGCCGCGUACCAGUAACUGGUUGAUCUCCUGCCCUUGGCCCCGUUCGGCGAGGGUUCAGCUUUCGAUGUUUACACCUAAGGCGCUUGCACAUCGCUUCUCGAAACGUGUGACGUUUUCGACCCGUCCAAGAUGAAUCCGUUUGAAUAUCAUCCUUAUGAUUAUAGUAUUACGAUUCGAAAUCCGAUGGCCUUUCGAAUUUGUUAAAAAUAAGUAACGAUUCGAACUUAUUGACAAUUAUUUGACGGCCAUUUCCUCGAAACUUUACCAAGAAAAAGAAUCAAACAAUUCCACGAUUUCUGCUCGAUGAUUUUAAUAUAUUAUCGAAACGAGCUAAAACACUUAUCCCGAAUACAAAAUAUUUGUUGUACAAAAUGUGUUUGAACUUUUUAUACGUAGUUAGUGUAUGUUUUAAUGGUAUGUAUGAAUAUAUUGCAGUUUUAGUAGUAGUUUAAUAAAAUUUAUUGUUUUUACUUUGUAAUUUUAUGCAU